CUUACUGGGAAAACCAACGGCUGGAGCGUCCAUAGCAACCCCCAGCAGAUUUUGAAAUCGGAGUGGGUGGGGUUAGUCAGUUUUGGGUGUGGAGGAGGGUGCCUAUGCCUCAGAGAGAGCAGGCUGUCAGGAUGGACACCCCACCUCCUGAAGAGCUCUUAGACAAGGGACGGGAAAGCUUGGGAAACCAGGAAGAAGAAAUGGAGUUUAAGGAACUGGACGGGCUGAGGGAAGCCCUGGCAAACCUGCGGGGCUUGUCUGAGGAGGAGAAGAGUGAGAAGGCGAUGCUUUGCUCUCGCAUCCAGGAGCAGUCCCAGCUCAUCUGCAUCCUGAAGCGGAGGUCUGACGAGGCACUGGAGCGCUGCCAGAUCCUGGAGCUGCUCAACACGGAACUGGAAGAAGAGAAGGAACAAGAGGCGGAGAAGCUGAAGGCCCAGCGGCAGCAUGUCCGAAAGCUGGAGGAACGGUUUAUGACCCUGGCAGCCAACCACGAGUUGAUGAUCCGUUUCAAGGAUGAGCACAAGAGUCAAAAUGUCAAGCUCAAGGAAGAGAACGAGAAACUGAGGCUGGAGAACAACAACCUCUUCAGCCAGGCUCUGAAGGACAAGGAGGCCCAAGUGCUGCAGCUCACUGCCUUGAGUGAGGACCUCACCAAAGAAGUGGAGGCUCUGAAGCAGAGGUGUGCUCAGGGUGCCAGCCAGGCACAGGCCAGGGAGAAGGAGUUGCUGGAGCUACAGACCCAGCAGGCCCGCGCCCACGCCAAGGAGGCAGAACAGCUGCGGGGCCAGCUGCAGAAUCUCAAGCAGCAACACCAGCAGGCGUUAGAGCAGAUGGCUAAGACAGAGGAGGCACACACGAGCCUGAGCCAGGAGCUGCAGACCCGACUGCACACCGUGUCUCGAGAGAAGGAGGAGCUGCUCCAACUGUCCAUGGAGAGAGGCAAAGUGCUUCAGAGCAAGCAGGCUGAGAUCCGCCAGCUCGAGGAAAAACUGGAGAAAGCAGACGUGGCCAGGAAGCGCGCACUCGAGCGGUUUGAGCAAGAGGCAGUGGCCGUGAACAGCGAUUUGAGAGUCCGGGAGCUCCAACGCCAGGUGGAAGGGAUCCAGAAAGCCUAUGACAACCUCAGGCUGCAGUCUGAAGCCUUCAAAAAACACAGCCUGGAUCUUCUAGGCAAGGAGCGAGAGCUGAAUGCCAAACUCCGUCAUCUCUUUCCCUAAGGAAGCUACUGUUUUCCCUGACCGCCAGUUGAGAAUGCAUUUACAUGUGCCUUAGCUUUAUGGAGAGAGUGAAGAAAAUGAAGCAUUCAUUAUACUUUGAAGCACAAAAGACUAUUCAAAGAAAAGCUACUUUACUGAGACAUUGUCAUUGUUGAGCUAAAGCUAAUGUUCAGAUCUACCUGCCACCUAGAAUAUACAAAAUUUCCCAAAUUUC
Ochotona princeps (American pika) is the source of this 1431-nucleotide messenger RNA. RefSeq names its product coiled-coil domain containing 89 (gene CCDC89). The coding region runs from base 105 to 1217 and encodes 370 amino acids. The transcript has a single exon. The record is from RefSeq and is a predicted model, not a curated record. NCBI's taxonomy places the organism in Eukaryota, Metazoa, Chordata, Mammalia, Lagomorpha, Ochotonidae.